Aspergillus welwitschiae is the source of this 356-nucleotide messenger RNA. RefSeq lists its product as uncharacterized. The coding region runs from base 105 to 260 and encodes 51 amino acids. The record is from RefSeq and is a predicted model, not a curated record. The transcript has a single exon. NCBI's taxonomy places the organism in Eukaryota, Fungi, Ascomycota, Eurotiomycetes, Eurotiales, Aspergillaceae.
CCUGGCUCUUCUAUAAGGCGCAUACAUUGGACCUGCGUAUCACCGGCACAAUUUAGGUUCAGUCGAGCCCCAGGGACCGGAGCUGCAACCGGACUUUUCUUUUGAUGUUCCACAUACAUGCCAUUAUCCAUAGACGGCUGUCAUAUUCUAUUACCAGUAAAUGGGGGAUGGUCGGUGUUACAUUCCUUUGUAGGGCCUGGGUUUCCGGGCUUCCGAGGACAGACAAGCUUGCAGGUGGCGAGCAUGCCUUUAGCCUUUAGCCUUUGUCAGACAGAUGGUAUGUGGGCAUCAUCGAUUAAUCAAGUAUCGAAAGCGAUUACAGGAAUAAUGCCCUUGAAUUACUACAGUUAUAGCAC